Molecule: messenger RNA, 2552 nt
Organism: Gamsiella multidivaricata
Lineage: Eukaryota; Fungi; Mortierellomycota; Mortierellomycetes; Mortierellales; Mortierellaceae
Product: bacterial low temperature requirement A protein-domain-containing protein
Exons: 12
Coding region: 448-2505 (685 amino acids)
Source: RefSeq, a predicted model, not a curated record
UAAGUAGACUGAUGUUCAUCCUAGACUGGAGUCGAGAACAUGAGGUCUGUAAUCCGCGGGAACAUGCUGAAACUGUGAUCGAAAUAGAAGGCUAUGGCCAUGAACUCCGUUAUGCCGCAAUCAUGCACUAUUGUUAACCUGUAUGAGCUUCCUGCGGCUCAUACGAUAAAGGAGGCAAGGGGCCAGCUGUUGUUGAUUUCAAACGCGUGCAAAGGUGUCUAGGAGACAGGCUCCAGGAGGCGCCUGGAAAUAGCGAUGUCUGGAGAGUCGACUGGGUUUGCAAAUGAAUCGGGCACAUUCGAAAACUCGUUGCUUGUCAUUGGCAUUCUCCAUUCAUUGUUGAUCCCAUUCGCUCCAUUCUCUCAUCCCACAAGGUCCUGCCGAUCGCCAUAAAUAGUUUUCCUUUGCAUACACAGCUAUUUGACACAAAGAAUACAUGAGAGCAGCAUGGCAGACAACGUUAUCGAACUGGGCGGCCUUAGCAACGUGUCUCUCGAUCCUGAGAACCCUUACAGCCGGAAGUCUAACCAUGACAUAGAAUCCACUCAAAGCCCGCAGCUAUCAAAGACCACACUGACACCCAACGCGCGUUCAAGGUCGACACUGUACCGCGUUCCAUUCUCACAGAGUCCCUAUAGCUCAACUGGACUAUGGAUCAGCACGCCUGUGCAGCAUCGCAGGAGCAUCAUUUCCGAGGCAGAGGACCAGUCUAGGUUGACAUCACCCACCGGGUCGUCCCAGAUGACAUUUGUGAACUGUUUCCAGCAUCCUACCUCCGAUCAACCUAUCGCUGCUGCAAAGGAGGAGCUCUUUCUUCACAUCACACCGUUGCCACACGAAUCUCCUGCUGAUGCAUUGACACGCCACCAUAACCUCAGUCCGCGCGACAUUCACGCAAUUGCUCAGAAUUUAAUGUUGGACCAGAAGGAGCGGGAAAGUCUUCCUAAAAGAUGCUGCCCCGUGGACCUACAGCACCAUAUCCAGACGGAAUUGAUGCGUCGCGUCCAUCUUGGGAUCAACAUUGGCAUACCUCAGUACCAUGUAUCACACCAUAGAAGUUUUCACUUGAGCGAUUCUCCAUUUGUCUUUGAGAUACGAGAUUCAAAACCUUGUCAUCCCAAAGACGGUGAGGAGAAGGGCCCAGGCGGGCCAGGAAAAUACGCAUUCAAGAAACCUGUCGCUGAUCUGAGUGAGCAGUUGGGAAGUGUGGGCGAAAAGAAAUCGGCAACUUGGAUGGAGCUAUUCUUCGAUUUGACGUUCGUGGCAAACAUCACAAUUUUCACGCAUGAGCAUCCAAUCAUUGACUCAACCACCUUGCUCAGAUACUGCGGCUGGUUUACAAUCCUAUGGUGGAUGUGGCUAUCUCAGACAAUGUUUGACGUACGAUUUAGUACGGAUGACCUACUAAAUAGAAUAUGGAAGCUGAUCCAACUGUUUGCGCUUGCUGGCUUUGCGGGUAAUGGAGACCACUUUGCAAGCACGAAUUCGAAUGGUUUUGCACUGAGCUAUGCCGUGAUGAAAUUGGUGUUGGUGGGCCAGUACUUCAUCGUCUGGAUGCAUGCACCAGAUGCGCGAUCAAGACGACCCAUCCUUUUGUACAUGUCAACCAACUUUAUUUCCUUCGUUAUGUGGUGGGUUUCUGCAUUUCUGAUCGAGAUGCUCUCGGAUCAAGCCCGAUAUGCCAUUUGGUUCAGCGCUAUCGGGAUCGAGGUGUUGGCCAACGUCGCACUGGCGAACAACGCCACUGUCACCUUUGUCAGGAGCCAUUUACCGGAACGACUUGGUCUGUUUACCCUCAUCAUUCUCGGCGAGAGUGUUAUGGGGCUGUUCAUUAUCACAGAUAAACUUGUCGAUGCGCCAGAGAGACUUGGAUGGGAUAACCUGACACUGCUAAUCUUCUCCAUCACACUGGUGAAAUGCCAAUGGUUCCUCUACUUUGACGACUAUCACGAGCGAGGACCCGUCCGAUCCUCCAUCCACUCUACUCUCUGGACCUAUCUCCACUUCAUGCUGAAUCUCUCACAAUUACUUUUGGGCGUCGGCUGCUUGGAUCUCAUUCGAGUCUAUCAGUUUACAAAGAACCCGACCCAGUCUAUUAAGAAUAUUGGGCAAUCACAUGAGGCUGCAGGCAAUGGAGGCGCGUCUAUGCUAUCGUCUGCUCUUUCGAAACGUUCGAUCACUAGUUUGGGCGACCAUGAUAUGGUUUUAAUAUAUGUCAAAAAGUAUUAUCUUAUAGUCGCUGCAAGCGUCUUUUUCUGGAAUGCCGCUAUCAAGUGUGUCACGUCGCGACCAGGAGACAAAUAUGACAGAGCGAUCUAUGUCUCUCGAUUCUUCAUGUCCUUUGUGGUACUCUGUCUGCUCCUGGUCGAGCACCAUCGUUUGAGUGCCUUCUCGCUACUGGGACUCGAAGUGGGAUUCUGUCUCUUGCAAGUCGGCCACGACCUGCUGGUUCUAUACUAUGCCGCAAGGAAAGAAUAUGAUAGUCAAUACGGCCCCACAAAGUAGCUUCUUAGGCAAAUAAAUCAUGCACCAGCAUCUGGGAUUCACAAUCU